AUGUGAUGUCAAUACUAAGGAGACCAAAAAAAAACUAGGAGACAGUCUAAUACACUUGUAUUGGGAAAGAAUCAAAUUUCAAAAUUGAUUUCUUCAUAAACUUUUUUUCUUCUUCUUUCUUUUACUCCUUUCAUUGAUAAAAGUCCUGCACCUCUCUAGGCCUCUCUAAAAUAAUGAUGAAUAGAGUCAGAUAUUUUUUCUACUAAAUAAUUUUUAUUCAUAUGGUUCCUCAUAAUUUAUUUAUUUAUUUAGAACCUACCUUAUUUCUUUGAUGGUUAUUCUCAUCUGAGACUCUUAUUCUCUCUUAUUUCUCUCCCAAGUUUCUUAGUUUUUCAUCUUUAGUCUUUACUAUAACAAAUAAUGUGGAACCUUAACGACUCACCCGAUCAUCACGAAGAAUCCGACAGUAGAGGGAAUCCGGUCGGACACGUGUCAUACGGGACGAGUCAAUCUGUCACGUGGCUACCGUCUGUGCUUCCGGUGACCCGGAAUUUCUUUCCGGCUCGAAGCAUGGAACCGGGAUUUCGUUGCUCCGGUUUCAAUAGUGUCGGUAAGUCGGAUCCGAGCGGGUCGGGUCGACCAGAAGAGGCAGAGCCGGAGAUAUCACCGCCGAUAAAGAAGAGCCGACGUGGACCUCGCUCACGUAGCUCUCAGUAUCGAGGAGUUACGUUUUACCGACGAACCGGAAGAUGGGAGUCACAUAUUUGGGACUGUGGGAAGCAAGUGUACUUAGGUGGAUUUGACACAGCACAUGCUGCUGCUCGAGCCUAUGAUCGAGCGGCGAUUAAAUUCAGAGGUGUAGAUGCAGAUAUUAAUUUCGACAUUGAAGACUACGUGGACGACUUGAAACAGAUGGGCAAUUUGACCAAGGAAGAGUUUAUGCAUGUUCUUAGAAGGCAAAGCACUGGGUUUCCAAGAGGCAGUUCUAAAUACAGAGGUGUUACUUUGCACAAAUGUGGAAGAUGGGAGUCUCGUUUGGGUCAAUUUCUCAACAAAAAGUACGUUUAUUUGGGUCUCUUUGAUACCGAGAUUGAAGCUGCUAGAGCUUAUGAUAAAGCGGCAAUAAAGUGUAAUGGAAAAGACGCUGUUACCAAUUUUGACCCUAAAGUAUACGAGGAAGAGCUUAGCCCAGAGACGACGAGGAAUGGUCAUAAUCUUGAUCUAAGUCUAGGAGAAUCAAAUUCCGAAGAGUUUGGACUCAAGUCUGAUAUUGCGAGCAUAAGAAAUAGGAUUAGAGAUGAGGAGAGAUUAUUAGGGAGAGAUCUAUCGCUAGCAAUGAUGACGACGACUGUCAGAUCGGAAAAACAAACAGACGGUGGAGGAAAUCGAGUGGGAAUGGCAGCAUCAUCAGGAUUCUCUCCUCAACCUUCCCCUUACCGUAUUCCUCACACCUUCCACUUCUCUCGUCCCUGAUUCUUUAUCAUCAUCAUCACCAUCAUCAUCUGAGCUAGUGUUAAUCAAGCUAUGCUUUAAAGAAUUUGAGUUAUUUCUCGAGCUACUUUUGGGCUCUGUAAUACAUAUAUGUUCUCGAGUAGUAUAUAAGAGGUUUUUCUUUCUGUUAA
Messenger RNA from Arabidopsis lyrata subsp. lyrata, 1562 nucleotides. Its product is annotated as AP2-like ethylene-responsive transcription factor TOE3. The transcript has 9 exons. Lineage: Eukaryota; Viridiplantae; Streptophyta; Magnoliopsida; Brassicales; Brassicaceae. The coding region runs from base 361 to 1413 and encodes 350 amino acids. The record is from RefSeq and is a predicted model, not a curated record. Gene Ontology annotation, biological process: regulation of DNA-templated transcription. Gene Ontology annotation, molecular function: DNA-binding transcription factor activity; DNA binding.